UGAGGACUAGUCGUUGCUCGACGGGAGAUCAGGCACGAUGAUUCCAGCUGUGGCGUUAAUUUUAGUGCUUUUGGCGGCCGCCGAGGUAUCGGUGGCGUCGGAGUGCGCGGCGCGCCAGCUGGCGGACGGCGUGGUGUGCGUCUGCAACGCCACCUUCUGCGACGAGCCGGGUGUGCCGCAGCCGCCGCCGGCCGGCAGCCUGCUGCACGUGCUCACCUCCAAGGCGGGCGCCCGCUUCCAGGAGCAGGUCGUCCCCUUCCAGGAGGCCGGCCAGGCCGGCGACUCGGAGGCGGUCCUGUCGGUGAACCGCUCGGUGCGGUACCAGGAGGUGCACGGCUUCGGCGGCGCCAUGACCGACGCUGCGGGCCUCAACAUGGCGGCGCUCAGCGACGCUGCGCGGGAAAACCUGCUCAGGGCUUACUUCGCGCCGGAGGGCCUGCACUACAACAUGGCGCGCGUGCCCGCGGCGGGUACCGACUUCUCGACGCGCACCUACUCCUACGACGACGUGGAGAACGACACCAGCCUGGAGCACUUCAGCCUCGCCGACGAGGACCUGCUCUACAAGAUUCCAUACCUGCAGCACGCGCAGGACCUCAGAGGGGAGGAGCUGCUGCUGGUGGCGGCUGCCUGGAGCGCGCCCACCUGGAUGAAGACCAACGGCAAGUUCAACGGCGAGGGCAAGUUGUUCAGAGAGUACUGGCAGCUGUGGGCCGACUACCUGCUCAGGUUCGUGGAGGAGUACGCCUCGGUGGGGCUCCCCAUCUGGGUGCUAUCGGCGCAGAACGAGCCGACGGACGGCAACUCGGACUUCUGGUUCAACUGCAUGGGCUGGUCGGCGACGGAACAGCGAGACUGGGUGGCGCAGCACCUGGGGCCCACGCUGCAGGCCGCCGUCGCGCAGUCGCCGCCCGACGUCCUCGUCAUCGACGACCAGCGCUCCAUGCUCGACCGCUGGCCGCAGCAGAUCCUCACCAACGAGACGGUGACGCAGUACGCCAAGUUCGUGGGCGUCCACUGGUACACCGAUCAGUUCUCACCGGCCUCCAUGCUGGACGAUGUGCACCAGCUGUCACCCGAGACCCAGAUCCUCUACACCGAGGCCUGCAACGGACUGAGGGACAUGGGUGAAGUCGCUGUUCUCCUUGGUUCCUGGGAAAGAGGGGAGAAGUACGCCACGAGUAUUAUAGAGGUGCUAAAUCACUGGUCGACGGGCUGGCUGGACUGGAACCUGGCGCUGAACACGUCGGGCGGGCCCAACUGGGUGAACAACAACGUGGACUCGCCGGUGAUCGUGAACGCGACGGCGGACGAGUUCUACAAGCAGCCCAUGUUCUACGUGCUGGGCCACUUCUCGCGCUUCGUGACGCGCGGCUCGGUGCGGCUCCAGAUGGACGCGCAACUGCCGGCCGCCGCCUCGCUGGACAGCGUCGCCCUGGAGACGCCGCAGGGCCGCACCGUGCUCGUCCUCUCCAACAAGGCGACUGAGGAGGUGUCGGUGCGCGUGCGGGACCCUGCACUGGGGGAGGCUCUGCUGACGCUGCCUGCCAACUCCGUGAGCACCCUGCUCUACACGAGCAGCUGACGCAGACCACGUGGAUUCGAAAUAGCGACGGAGCAACUUGGUCCUCGUGAACUGUGAAAGGAAGGGAGAGAAAUAUAAAAGAGCUGAAUUAUUUCCUUUUGUGUUUAAUCCGCAAGUUUUGUCAAAUUCAAACUCGAACAGAUACAACAAUGUUACCAACUUCAUAGGCUAAUUAUUCAUUAAAAACUAUGCUUCAAGUA
Messenger RNA from Schistocerca nitens (vagrant locust), 1785 nucleotides. Its product is annotated as lysosomal acid glucosylceramidase-like. The transcript has 11 exons. Gene Ontology annotation, biological process: glucosylceramide catabolic process. Lineage: Eukaryota; Metazoa; Arthropoda; Insecta; Orthoptera; Acrididae. The record is from RefSeq and is a predicted model, not a curated record. The coding region runs from base 38 to 1585 and encodes 515 amino acids. Gene Ontology annotation, molecular function: glucosylceramidase activity.